Messenger RNA from Penicillium nucicola, 417 nucleotides. RefSeq lists its product as uncharacterized. The record is from RefSeq and is a predicted model, not a curated record. NCBI's taxonomy places the organism in Eukaryota, Fungi, Ascomycota, Eurotiomycetes, Eurotiales, Aspergillaceae. The transcript has a single exon. Gene Ontology annotation, molecular function: protein-macromolecule adaptor activity. Bases 1 to 417 code for a protein of 138 amino acids. Gene Ontology annotation, biological process: proteasome regulatory particle assembly.
AUGUCCACCGAAUCCCUCCCAAUCACGCCGGGAGCCUUUACAGAAGCAGUCAAAGAGCUCCCACUCGCUGUGCUUUACGCCAAAGUGUCGGAGCUUACCAAUUCAAUCACACAUCUGCACCGCUCCAACGCCGAGCUCCGCGCAUUCCUGCUAGAAAGCUGCGACUCAGAAGAAGACAAGAAAGAGCUGGAGACGUAUGUCAAGGAGAAUGAGAAUGUGGCAGUUUCCAUGAAUGAGCGGAUCUCGUUGCUCAAGACUGAAGUUGAGAACCGUGGACAGCCGUGGAUUGAACUUGAUCAGCUGAAGACUGAUCCCACGGCGCCGGUGACGAAUGGCAACGGCAGUGGCGAUGGCGCUUCCGGCGCUACUCAAGAUACACCUGAAGAUGAGGGUGGAGAAGAUGGAGUCUACCUGUGA